GGAGUAGCCAUCACUCGGGGUCACGGUGGUCCUGCGAGCUCGCUUGAGUUGUACAGAGGGCUGCCAGAGCAAGUCAGGGCUUUGGUAGACGUUGUAAGGUUCCGACUGUUCAUUCUCAUGUUGACGGCCGCAAAGAGUGACCAUGCCCUGCUUACUGCACUGGCUGAGAGGUGGUGGGAUUUCUCGAAUACCUUCCACUUUCCGAUCGGGGAGAUGACAGUGACUCCGUCAGACUUUGCAGCUCUCAUUGGCUUGAGGGUAGGAGGAGAGCCUAUCCCGUUUGAUUCAGAGAUUCACAGAGAUACCGGGACACUGGAGUGGUUCUUAGGGCAGGCACCGUCGGGCGAAGCAGAGACCAUCCAUUGCGACCAGUUCAAGCGGUAUUUGCAGGGAAGGGCAUCGGACUCAGAGCAGGAGGCGGAGCAGAUGCAGAUGGCGAUGACCUACUUGUUGUACUUGUUCGGGGCAACAUUGUACCCGAACAAACGAGCUACGGUACACCUGUCUUACUUGCCGGCCCUUCACGACUUACGCACAGCUUCGCGCUUUGACUGGGGAGGAGCAGCUCUGGGAACGUGCUAUGGUUUUAUGGGGGAGUUCUCGCGGGGGAAGAAAGCGACUGCCGGUUACUGGAGAGUGUGGGAGCUGUGGGCUUACGAAGUGCUGAAGAUGUACACACCGGAGAAUAAGUGUCCAAACUUGAGGAUGCUCCCACGUGCUAUGAUCUGGGGGUCUUUGUACAGUGGUAAGAAGAAAUUGAGAGGGAGUCUCCUAGCUUUCAGGUCAUAUCUUGACGAGCUGUCAGGUACUUAGGUAGAGUGGGACCCAUGGAGUAAUGCAGAGCCUGAGCCUGAGUACUUGGCGAGGAGCAGAGUGGUGACAGCGAGUCGGGUGCUAUUGAAGUCAGCUUUUAGGUGGCAGUGGUACUUAGGUGACCGGGUGACACGACAGUCACUGGGCUUUCUUGAGUACCAGGUUCCUGGGCCACUUCCACCUCACGCUUCACAUACGGACAGGUAUACUCUGAGAGAGCUGCAACGCUUCACUGCUCCGGCUGGCCUUGCUGCUUUCUUGAGGCCUGAGCGUGACUAUGCCGUUUACCGGAGACAACGCCUGGCGAGGCCACUUGGGGUUUUGGAGCACAUUGUCGUGCAGGGCGAGGCGCUGGAGGCCGGCGAGGAGAGGCGGAGCUAGGAGAGCAGGGUAGCUUGCUCGAGAGAGAGGAGCGACUACGCCACAACGAUGGUCCUUCCCCGACUUUCUUGGACACUAACAGUGCGAGACGCGCAGGGAGAAGAGGCCAUAGUUUGGUUUGAGCCUGCCAGGACAGAGCCUGCAGAGAUCAUAGGACCGGCCCCGAUGGAGUGGGUGCAAGAGGCGGUGCGCUUGAUGAAGGCCAUGGAGAAAGAGUUUCACAAGAUAGUCGGCGGCGCCUCUUUGCAGUUACACUACCCACUGCCAGCUCCAGCUCUUGCUGUGCAGCCUCAGGGACGCGCUAGGGCGGCUCCUAGGAGGAAGAGCGUGGGGCCUCCUCCUCAAAAGAAGAUAGCACCGAGUUCCUCUCGGCCAGCGGCGAGUGUACAGAGGGGAGUGCAGAUCACUCCAGCUAGCGAGGAGCUCCAGUUCCGCCGAGAAUUGAGGAAAAGGCCCGCGGGGAAGAGGCCUGCCGAGGGACCUUCACAAAAGAAGAGAAGAGAGGAGGAAGAAGAAGAAGAAGAGGAGCAAACAUCCCUCAGCAGCGGCUCUGACUCCGCGGACGAUCCUAGGUUUCGGAUGGACCCGCGAGAGAUGGAGGAGAGCAAGGAGGACGACGACGAGGACUUUUUUGAUGACUGAGGGCUAUCACUGAGUCUCGGUUUACUUUGCUGUCCUCUUGACAUUUUGAGAUAGUAGAUACUUGACUUUUGGUAUAGGGCAUGUGUGCCUUGACUUUUGGGCGAGUGUGCCUUGAUAUUUUUUUAAUUCUGCCUGGGCUGUUGUGCUGCUUUGAUACAUUUCUGCCUUUGCUUUUUGAAUAGUAGUAUAUAAUUUUUGCGUUUUUUGUUUA
This is a messenger RNA of Rhododendron vialii, 2047 nucleotides long. RefSeq lists its product as uncharacterized. NCBI's taxonomy places the organism in Eukaryota, Viridiplantae, Streptophyta, Magnoliopsida, Ericales, Ericaceae. The transcript has 5 exons. The record is from RefSeq and is a predicted model, not a curated record. Bases 1243 to 1836 code for a protein of 197 amino acids.